Sebastes umbrosus (honeycomb rockfish) is the source of this 1563-nucleotide messenger RNA. Its product is annotated as retinol dehydrogenase 8-like. Gene Ontology annotation, biological process: estrogen biosynthetic process. The transcript is spliced from 6 exons. Lineage: Eukaryota; Metazoa; Chordata; Actinopteri; Perciformes; Sebastidae. Gene Ontology annotation, cellular component: cytoplasm. Gene Ontology annotation, molecular function: estradiol 17-beta-dehydrogenase [NAD(P)+] activity. The record is from RefSeq and is a predicted model, not a curated record. Bases 106 to 1059 code for a protein of 317 amino acids.
UCUCUUAUCCUCUUACAUGGGCUCCCACCUCAAAUCACUACUCAUCCUGCUGGUCUGCCUGCACAGUAGUACAGUGUGAUAACAGAGUGGAUUUGCAGUGGAGCCAUGGCAAGUCCAGGGCAGAAAGUGGUGCUGAUCACCGGCUGCUCCUCCGGUAUCGGCCUGAGGAUGGCCGUGAUGCUGGCCAAUGAUGAACAGAAGCGCUAUCACGUCAUAGCGACGAUGCGUGACCUGAAACGUAAAGAUAAGCUGGUGGAAGCUGCCGGUGAUGCAUACGAGAAAACUCUCUCUCUGGCUGUACUGGACGUCUGCAACGAUGAGUCCGUCACACAGUGUAUUAACGGCAUCAAAGAUCGACACGUGGAUGUCCUCAUCAAUAACGCAGGUAUCGGCCUCGUGGGUCCAAUAGAGAGCAUCCCCAUCGAAGAGAUGAAGAAAGUGUUUGAGACCAAUUUCUUUGGAGUGAUCCGCAUGAUCAAGGAGGUGAUGCCUGAUAUGAAGAAGAGGAAAGGAGGACACAUCAUCGUGGUCAGCAGUGUGAUGGGACUACAAGGUGUGGUGUUUAAUGACGUGUAUGCAGCCUCCAAGUUUGCUAUGGAGGGCUUCUGUGAGUGUUUGGCGGUGCAGCUCUUGAAGUUUGACGUCACGUUGUCACUGAUUGAGCCGGGCCCGGUGCACACAGAAUUUGAGGCAAAGAUGAUUCAGGAUGUGAAAGAGAAGGAGUAUCCUGGAGCUGAUCCUGAUACGGUGCAUUACUUCAAGAACGUCUAUCUUCCUUCUUCUGUUGACAUCUUUGAGACACUGGGACAGACGCCUGACGACGUCGCCAGAGUUACCAAGAAAGUGAUUGAAGCAAGCAGACCGCGUUUCCGUAAUCUGACCAACCCCUGGUACUCGCCCAUCGUAGCGCUGAAAUACGCUGAUGAAACUGGAGGCCUGUCUGUCCACGCCUUCUACCACAUGCUCUUUAACCUGGGUCCUCUAAUGCACGUCAGCAUGACUGCCAUGAAGUACCUCACCUGUGGAUGUCUGAGGAGCAGGACAGUUUCACCAAACUAGAAAUGUAUAUCUUGUACACAAAUGUGAACAAUUCACCACAAUAAAGACCACACACUACCUCGGCUUAGGUUGUCAGAGGAAAAAACAAAUAUAUACAUACAUAAACAGCUUUUGUGACCUGCCAUAUUUCCCUCUGUAUAUAUGUAGUCUGUUUCCUCUAUAUUAUAUUUUCUGCAUAAAAUUGUAGCUUAUGGAUGUAUAGAUACCACACCAGUUGAGUUGAAAUACUACAAUGGUUUUAAAACUUGUUUUAGCCUACCCAGAGUGCCAAAUGAGAAGGGUUUGCACUUAUGAGACAAUAUUCUGUAGCCUGAUUUCAUUAUAAUAUCCCAACCACACAACUUUACAUUUCAGACUGUUUAAUACUUUAAAUUGGUUCAGAAAGAUUGAGUCUACACCUUGUUCAUUUGUAGCCUAUGUAUUUGCAUCUAUGUAUAUAUUUUUCAAAUUCUGUCAAUGUAUUGGAGAAACUAUUUUGGCAUUAAAAUGUGUAAUUUAUACCUU